AUGACCUCCCCUCACAGUAAUGAGGUGACUAUUCCAGAGAUUGUCUUGGCCCAGGGCAUAGGGAGGAUAGUGAUUGGGAUGAAGACACCAUGGGGGCUGACUUCAUCUAACCUGCCACCCUCAGACCCAGAGCCCUCUGACAUUUCAUCAGAUGAGUUCCCUGAGACACAACUUAUGAGUGUAAGCAUUGUCUUCAAAGAAGGAGGCCAAAUCAAGUCCAGUAGCUACAAUAAUUCAGGAGACACAUCCAGACAGGACAUCCUUGGUGGGCCAGUUGCUUUGCUGUCCACUGUACCUCCCACAUUAGCUGCAACCACACAAAGGGAGUUUGCUGGAGAAUUGGAUAUCUCUUCUCCCAACAAGUCCUCAGCUAAGAAAAUGCCAUGUCUGAUCAGCAAGAAGAAAGUGGACAGGUCCAGUCACAUGCCUCGGGCCACACCUAGGGAGAAAGAGCUUCAGGAGAAGAAAUCUCCCACUGGCUGUGUCUCAAAAGUUGUCCUGGGGAGAAAAUCCCAGGCCUAUAUCUCGGGAGGUCCCCUGGCACCCGCAACCUUCCCUCCUAUCUCUGGCCGUCCAGAGAUUGGGAUUGCUGAGAAAUGUUCCUUGGUCCCUUCGGGAACCAAACAGUCCAAGCACAACUGCAGGAAGAAUCCAGUGCUGAGUAGGAUGAGGAAGUCCGAACGGGUGGACCUAGAAGAUACCAACCCAAAUAAAGAGCCAGCCCCAAAGGGCCAACUUCCAGCCUACAGACCAGGCCCAUUUUGCCUGUCCAUGUAUGUUGGAAGAUACAGCAGUGGAGACCCCAAGAUCAAAUCCUUUCCAGCUCCAGGACAUUCACCGCUUUUGACCAUGGCCCAGGAAAGAGUCAGGCUCAUGGCCAUGCAGUGCCUCAUCGACAAGUUUCAGGCCCCUUGA
Molecule: messenger RNA, 915 nt
Organism: Molossus molossus (Pallas's mastiff bat)
Lineage: Eukaryota; Metazoa; Chordata; Mammalia; Chiroptera; Molossidae
Exons: 4
Coding region: 1-915 (304 amino acids)
Source: RefSeq, a predicted model, not a curated record